AUGGUGUUCCAUUUUAGGAUAAGCAGUGAGAGUAGUAAGAGCAGCCUAGAGCCCCCAGGGCUGGGCUCCUAUGAGCCUGCCUUCACAGACCAUUAUGAAGUUGUGCAGGGCAUUGGGGAAGGGGGCUUCGCUACGGUGAAGCUUGCCCGCCAUCGCCUGACUGGGACAGAGGUUGCAGUGAAGGCCUUGGCAAAAGUACUCUGGAACCUCCCCUUCCUAUCUGAGCCAGAUCUGAUGGCGGGCUUGGACCACCCAAACGUGAUCCAGCUCUUCCAGGUCAUUGAGACCAUCAACUAUGUCUAUGUUGUCAUGGAAUAUGCAGGUAGGGGCAACCUACGGAAACUCAUCGCGGAACCUGGUGGCAUGCCGGAGGAGGAGGCCCGCAGGCUGUUCAGGCAGACCGCGCGGGCCGUGCAGUACUGCCACAUCAAGGGCAUCGUGCACCUGGACCUCAAGCCGGAGAACAUGGCGCUGGAUGACAGCGGCAACGUGAAACUCAUCGACUUUGGCCUGAGCGACCGAUUCACAGCUGGGCAGAAGCUGAACAGGUUCUGGGGCACUCUCCUCUACUUUGCCCCUGAAAUCGUCCUGGGGGAGGCAUACGAGGGCCCCCCUGCCGACGUCUGGAGCCUGGGUGUCAUUCUCUACUUCAUGCUCACGGGGAGACGCCCAUUUAUGGCCAGCACCGCUCAGCAGGUGAAGAAGCUGAUCUUGGAGGGAACUUAUGACACUCCCCUGAAUGUUUCCGAGGGAGCCCAGAGCCUCAUCCGUGAGAUCCUGACGGUGGACCCCACCCAGAGGCCCACCCUAGAGCAGGUAACGAGGCACCCGUGGCUGAGCCAGGGUGAGGCAGCAUCGCCCAGUCCUUCUGUCCAGGCGCUCCCUGAACUCCCAGAUCCCUCAAUUAUAGCAACCAUGGUCAACAUGGGUUACGACCCCUUUAACACCUGGAUGUCCCUGGCCAAGAAAAAGUAUGACAAUGCGAUGGCCACGUACCUCCUGCUCAAACACCAGAGAAUCCAGGGGGCGGGCUGCAAGCACCAGGUGAAGCGUGUGAGUCAUGGGGGGGUCUGGCCUCCCCUGGGCCCUGUGGAUCCCCCCUGGGUCCUCCCCAAGAAGCAUUCCAGUGAGCCUGCCCUUCCUUCACCCCGUGAGCAGCUGCAGCAGCCUGGGGAGGCCAAGCAGACCCAGCACAAGGGUGGUGGCAGUGCCAGCGUGCCUGCCAUCCGGCUGCACUUCCUCAACAUGGACACACCCCCUCCCAGCCUCACCUCCCAGCCCCACUGUGUGCCCAGCUUGCCCAAGCCCUCCAUGAGCCUCAGUAGGAGGGCCCCAGAAGAGGACAGCUCAUCCUCCCAAGGGACCCCUGAGACAGGGCAAUCCCACCACCAAGUCAGGGGUUGGAAGAGGGUGAGGAGGAGCAUCGUCACCUGCACCCAGCAGCUGUGCUGUGUACCAUGCUUCAGUUGCUCAGCGAUCAGGAGCACAGUGGCUCCAACGGACCUUCCGAGCCAAGACAGAACCAACAGAACCGACAGACAGCCAGAACACCUCAGUGCCACCUGGCCCCGGCUUCCCCGCCCGGGUCCCAGACAGGCAGGAGCACCUCUGCAUCCACCAGGAGUCUCCUCUGCCCCUAUCUGUGAAGACACAUCAUAGAGACUUUUCCCUGGGACUCUUCCCCUGCCCUGCCCUUUGUCGUUUCUCCCAUGCUUUGGGAGAAAUUUAUUUUUAAUUUCUUUUUUUCACAAAUUGUCUAAUAAAAUUGAUGUUUUAAAUAUUUUUAAAAA
Marmota monax (woodchuck) is the source of this 1790-nucleotide messenger RNA. Its product is annotated as sperm motility kinase Z. The transcript has a single exon. Lineage: Eukaryota; Metazoa; Chordata; Mammalia; Rodentia; Sciuridae. Gene Ontology annotation, molecular function: ATP binding; tau-protein kinase activity; protein serine/threonine kinase activity. Gene Ontology annotation, cellular component: cytoplasm. The record is from RefSeq and is a predicted model, not a curated record. The coding region runs from base 1 to 1659 and encodes 552 amino acids. Gene Ontology annotation, biological process: microtubule cytoskeleton organization; intracellular signal transduction; protein phosphorylation.